This is a messenger RNA of Vigna unguiculata (cowpea), 1178 nucleotides long. It is a transcript of the gene MIZ1, whose product is annotated as MIZU-KUSSEI-like protein (Protein of unknown function, DUF617). Lineage: Eukaryota; Viridiplantae; Streptophyta; Magnoliopsida; Fabales; Fabaceae. Gene Ontology annotation, biological process: hydrotropism. The record is from RefSeq and is a predicted model, not a curated record.
CCCUCCACACCCUCCCUUUAUAUUCCUCCUCUCACCCAACACCAUAAUCACCUUGUCGGUUCUCUUUUUUCUUCUUCUUCUUCUUCCUCUUCCAAAAUUUCAACCUUUAUUCACAAUCCUUCAUUCAAUCCAAAACCCCAUCAAUAACACAGCAUGAAACACCAUCAACACCAACACCAACACCAAAUCUUCCAAAGAAGCUCAAGUGCAUGCACAGCCACAACACGAAACACCCGAAGAAUCCUACCUUCCACACUGUCUCACUCCCGCGCCUUCGAAUCCGAUGAUGUUUCCGACAAACUCCUCGUGCGACGAGGAUCAUCACCUUCGGUCUCUACCUUGUACCAUCAGCAGCAGCAGCAGCAGCAACAACAACAGGGGCAGAAACUAACGCCUCAAAACAAGUUAUCCUCUCUCAUACGUUCCUUCCUCAACAUCUUCACGUUCCCCACCAUGAUCCCCACAUGCAAGUGGCUCACCAUCCCCUCCCACCUCUCCAUCACCCCCUCUCUCGGCCGGAAAGUCACCGGAACCCUCUUCGGCCACCGUCGCGGCCACAUCUCCUUCGCCGUGCAGCUCCACCCCCGCGCCGAGCCCCUCCUCCUCGUGGAACUCGCCAUGUCCACCUCCUCCCUCGUCAAGGAGAUGUCCUCUGGUCUCGUGCGUCUCGCGCUCGAGUGCCAGAAAGCGUCGUCGUUUUCGGCCGCCGCUAACGGUGGUCGGCAGCACCACAAGAGACUCUUUCAGGAGCCUUCCUGGACCAUGUACUGCAACGGCAGGAACUGCGGCUAUGCAGUGUCCCGCACGUGCGGGGACCUCGACUGGCACGUGCUGACCACCGUCCAGAGCGUCUCCGUCGGCGCCGGCGUGAUCCCCCUUCUGGAGGACGGAAAAAGUGGCGGCGGCGGCGGGUCGGAGGGCGAGUUGAUGUACAUGAGGGCACGGUUUGAACGAGUCGUGGGGAGUCGUGACUCGGAGGCGUUUUACAUGUUGAAUCCUGAUGGUAAUGGAGGACCUGAACUUAGUAUUUUUCUAUUGAGAAUAUGAUGUGAAGAUUGUUGACAAAAAAAAAAAAAACAGAGAGAAUUGUCAUAAGACUUUGUUGUUUGAAAUAGUUUUAAGGAAACAAAAUUAGGGAUUCGGAUUAAGAUAUUGAUGUAUUGUUUAGGUUGAUCUCA